Messenger RNA from Adelges cooleyi (spruce gall adelgid), 5363 nucleotides. RefSeq lists its product as uncharacterized. Bases 347 to 3481 code for a protein of 1044 amino acids. The record is from RefSeq and is a predicted model, not a curated record. The transcript has 19 exons. Gene Ontology annotation, molecular function: metal ion binding. NCBI's taxonomy places the organism in Eukaryota, Metazoa, Arthropoda, Insecta, Hemiptera, Adelgidae.
CCUAACGGCCGUUCACUCCUGAUAGUACCGGCAGUUUAGGCGCACACACGUUUCGACGCGUUCCCCUCACUGGUCUUCGGUACGUCUCGUCGUUUCCAAACUUACUUGUACUCAUACUUACUCACCCGUUUACUCACCCGUUCACUCACUCACUCACUCGCUCACACCCGUUUUGUCACCGUUCGACACUCGUCCCUCGUCGUUAUCUCGCGCCGCGUUUUCUCACGACCUUCGCCUUCCUCACUUUGGAUUUUUUGAAUUUAUUUUGUUUUUGUCCAUAACAUUUUUUUUUUUUUUUUAACUUGCCACCACCGGUCUCUCUCUCUCUCUCUCUCUCUCUGAAAACAUGUCCGCUUCCGACGUUCAAUUGGAAUCCUGUCCGGUCGACGUGGCCAUCAACGAGAUGCACGGCAACAAAUUCGCCCUGAUCAACUGCUCGCUGCUGGAGAACACCAUACCGGUGUACAAGUACAAGUGCAAGCGCACCGGCAUCACCAUAGUCAUCGGCGACAUCGAAGGGCCCGUCGUCAACGGAUACUUCACUCUGGCUACCGAAGCGCACGACGACGACGGACUUCCGCACACAUUGGAACACUUGAUCUUUCUUGGAUCCGAAGACUAUCCGUUUAAAGGCGUAUUAGAUUUGGUCGCCAAUCGUUGUCUCGCGUCCGGCACGAACGCUUGGACAGACGUCGUACGCUCUAGGACAGACGUUGAUCACACUUGUUACACCGUCACCACGGCCGGAAGUGAAGGAUUUCUGUCGUUGCUUCCGAUCUAUCUCGAUCACAUUUUGUAUCCGACAUUAAAAGACGCCGCGUUCGUCACGGAAGUGCACCACGUGACGUCCGAAGGCAAAGACGGCGGUGUGGUCUAUUGCGAAAUGCAGGGAAGAGAAAAUUCCGGAGAGAGCAUUAUCAAUUAUGAUCUGCUCAACCGCUUGUAUCCUGGCGAAUGCGGUUAUAAAUCUGCGACCGGAGGCAUUAUGAAGAACCUAAGGGAAUCGACUACCAAUGAAAAAGUACGCCAAUACCAUCACGCUUUUUACCGUCCCGAAAACCUAUUGCUGUUGAUAACUGGAAAAAUCGAACACUCCGCUUUGUUCACCGCCCUCGAACCGACCAUCAUGAAAAUUUUGUCCAAGGGCAACCGAGGAGAUUACGUUAGACCGUGGCAGACCCCCGUGGAACCGAUUGAGGACUCGUACAACUUCGCUAAUGUCUUUCCGUGUGAUGAAGAGACAAAUGGGUUGAUAAACGUCGGAUACCGAGGACCGGACGGUGCGGAUUUCAUGUAUAAGUAUUUAGCUUGCGAAUUGCUUUUAAAGUAUCUCACGGACACGCCGAUUUCUCCGUUGCGCAAAGAGUUUGUCGAGAUAGCCGAUCCGUAUUGCAGCCGAGUCGGUUUCAGCAUGACGGCCCAUAUGAGCCCGGCCAUCGUGAUCGAGUUCGAAAACGUACCCGUGACCAAAAUAGACGCUUGGACCAUUCCGGUGAAAUUGGAAGAAGUGUUAAACAAACUGGCGUCGGACGAGGAAUACUUUGACGUGGACAGACUCAGGGUUUUCAUCGAUAGGUACAAGCUGGCGUUGUUGACCACUUUGGAGAAUUCGCCCCACGACAUGCUCGCCAUGUUGAUCAUCGGAGACUUUUUGUACGGAAACACUCCGGCCGACUUGGAGGAAAGGUUGAACAGAAUCCGCCUUUUGAAGCAGCUAUACAAAGAAGACAUUUUGUUCUGGAUCGAAAUACUGGAGACUUACUUCAUCGACAACAAGCGGGUGGUCGCCCGGGGAUCGCCUUCGAACAAGAGACGUAACGAUUUGGCCGCCGAAGAACACAACAGAAUCGCCCAACGCAAGGCCAUGUUAGGCGAAGAGGGUCUCAAGACCAAAGCCAUCGAGCUGUUGAACGCCAAAAACGAAUGCGAGAGAGUGCCGCCAAAGGCAUUGUUGACUUCCGUUAAAAUCCCAAACAUUAAUUCGAUAAAAUUCUUUUCGUACGACACGUACUCGACCAAUUCGACGUUACAACACCCGUCGUUCCUGACAACCGACGUUCCGCUCUACGUAGAAGCCGAUCACGUUAAAAGCAACUUUGUAUACAUGUACACGUUCAUAAACACCAAGGACUUGCCGUUGAACCUCCGCAUGUAUCUGCCGUUGAUAGUCGAUUUGAUUACGGAAAGCACGGUCGUGCGCAACGGCGUGCAAGUCCAUUACACCGAUAUCAUCGCCGAACUGGAAAAAGAUCUGGUCAAUUGGAAAUCCGAAGUGGGGCUCGGAUCACCGUCCUGGUUUUUGUGCGGAACCUAUUCUUCGGUGUUUACGUUGUUUUUGCAAUUGGAACCGGAAAAGUACGAGAGAGGCGUUAGAUGGCUCAACGACUUUUUGUACAACACUAAAAUAACAAAGGAAAAGUUUUCGGUCAGCGUAUCGAAAAUCGCCAACGAAGUGUCCAGUUUCCGUAGACACGGCGAUCACAUGUUGAAAGACUUAUUGAGAAACAUGAUGUACAACAAAGAGAACAACCACUACGCUUGCAGCACGCUUAGACAGCAGACGUUUUUGGCCGGCUUGCAGGAGAAAAUCGAAACCGAAGAAGGAUGGUUGUCGGUGACCGAAGAUUUGUCUGCCCUGAAAUUGGCACUGGCCAAUCCGGACAACAUCAAGUUGCACAUCUCAGCCAAUUUGAACCGUCUUUGCGAAAUCAAACCGAGGGCGUCGGCCAUGUUGAAGCGGAUAAUUCCUUCGGAAGCCACGCCGACCAAACAGCAGUUUGACACUGUCGACGAUUACAAGUACACGUUGCCCGUAGCCCAGUGCGUCAACCGGGCUUGCAUCGUUGGCAUGGGUUCCAUCGAGUCGAGCUUCUUCGUUCAGAUCACCGACUGCAUCAACGACUUCAAUCAUCCCGACCUGCCCGCUCUUUUGGUGUUUUUGCAAUACUUCACUCAGUUAGAGGGUCCGAUGUGGCGAAAGGUGCGCGGAUUGGGUUACGCCUAUUCGUACAGCAUUUCUCCGAAGAUUCACGAAGGAAAGAUUUACUUGUACUUUUACCGAGCCGUCAACAUACCCGCCGCCUACAAGGCCACCAGGACCAUUUUGGAAGAGCACGUGUUGACAAACGCCCCGUGGGACAUGGCCCUGUUCGAAUCAGCCAAGUGCGCCACCACGUUCGAAAUCAUCGACCGCGAAUCGACCGUGGGCGAUUUGAUUUCCCAAUCGGUGUUGCACCACUUCCGGGACAUGUCGCAGAACUACAACCAGGACCUCGUGAAGAAAAUCGCCAGUGUCACCAUCCGCGAAUUGCCGAAAAUCGGUAGGAAAUACGUGAUGCCUUUGUUCGAUCCCAAAGUGACCGUAACCGCUAUGGUGUGUCAGCCAUCGAAAAUCGACGACGUGGCCGCCGAGUUCAAAGAGAUGGGCAUUCCAGUGAAGGUGUACCAAAAUCUGGACGAGAGUUUUCUCAGCGAUGCUUAAAAAAAAAAAAAAGUCACUUAAUCGGUUGAAACGUUAAUUUUUAAUUCCAUUUUUAUUCGCUUUCAAAAAUAUUUCUCGCUCGUUUCGAGUUUAGCCAAUUAGUUCCAUUUUUUUUUAUUAGCUUUUAAAAUUUUUUUGAGCUGUUAUAGCUUAUCUCGAUCAACGUACGCGACAUUAGGUUGUUUUAUCUUGAAAUAAUACAAUUUAUCUUGAAUCAUAUAUAUAUAUAUAUAUAUAUAACAUGUGUAAAAUAUUCAAACAAAAUUCUCAUCGUUUCGAUUAAAAUAAAUCACAAUUAAAUAUAUCAGUUGAAAAUAAUUAAAUAACUAGCAACGUUAGUUUUGAGAGGUUUCGUCCGGGUUGGCACGAACCGAUAUUCGGUCCAACUCCAACGAAGAAAGACCGGACUGUUUGAACGUGUCGUACACUCCGCCGGCCACUUGAAUGCCGAACGCAGUGAUGUUUUCUACGUUCAACGUGGGUCCGUCGUCUAGCGGCUUGCCCCGAUAGUAAGGCUUGAAUUUCUUCAGCGGCAGUUCCACAGUGUUUUCCGUGUCCAACGUCACCUGGUGUGGUAGUAAUAAGUCGUUUAAAGAAUAAUUAUUUCUAAUUUGUUUUUUUUUUUGUGUAUAUUUCAUAAUGUGUAACAUAUAUAAUAUAUAUAUAUAUAUAUAUUAUUAUUAUUUUGUAUUAUACUGUAUACGUAUGUAUGUGAUUAUCGACAAAAACCUGGAAUUGUUGUUCGAACGACGGGUGCGGCUCGUUGUUUUCGUUGUUGUGCCGCAGUACGAUUUUGUAACGGGUAGCGUUGCCCUUCGGCCGGCACACGAAAUGUAUGUAAUCGUAUCCGUUGAGAUUUAAUUGCUGUCUCGUCGUGCGCACUCCGCAAAAGCCGGCGCCGUUUGGUUGCGGGUUUACCAACGUGAACAGAAUGGCCGACUGCGCUUUGCUGGUCUUGUACACGUCAAACGACGCUUUCGAUUUGCCUUCGGCUCUUACCGUGUCCGACAGUUCCGACCAGUCUUUGGACAGAUCCCGAACGUUACCGAAAUCGAACAGCGUCAAACUCUUCCUGGGUUUUUGUUUAUUUAUUAAAAAAAAAAAAAAAUCAAUCAAUCAGAAUACAAUCAUUUGAUUAAUAUAAUGUAAUUUUUUUACAUUAAACAUAUUCCGAGUUUACAUACGAGCUUUUUUCGCUAGUCGGUACGUCUUCUGGGUAAACUUACGUCGGUUUUUCUAUCGUAGUCGACAAAUGAGAAAGUCGGAUGCCCAUCGUAACCAGUAGUAUCGCCAACAGUGUUCUGGUCAUAUUCGCUUAAACAAAAACAAACUACUUUGAAACAUCCGGGCAAUGAAAAAUCGUAGGUACCAAGUUAAGUUUAUAAGAUACGGCACCGACAAAGUGUAUACCAGUUUUUUUCCCGUUUGUAAUAUAUAUUUAAAUUUACCACGAGUGUUCGACAAAGCACUGACCAAUUAAUAGAAUUUAAUAAGGACGUGCCACCAACGUAGUAUAAAAUAUAUUAUAAUAAAAAGCCGUUUAAUAUUAAUCGCAUAACCAUUGACACAUUGUAAUAUUGUCAUUUCUCAUAAUAUGUUACCGUGAUUUUAAUGUACCAUUAAGGUUAUUUUCUGGCUAUGUGAUAACUUUUACGUUAUUUAUUUGAAACAAUAGUUUAAAAGUCUUAAUCGUAUGAAAAUAAUAUAUGUUAUACUAAUGUUAAUUCGUAUACGUACAAAAGAAUUUAAUCGGUGAGUUACUUUUUCCCAAAACUAUAAUAUUAUUAUAUAAACAUUUAUUAAUUUAAGUUAGACAAAAUAUGUUAGUUUUACCAUUAUGUGUCAGACACACAUUAUAUGAUAACAAACAAAUUAGUCAUUA